AUCCCCUUUGAAAUCACAAUCUAGGGUUUCAAAAAAAAAUUCCCAAUCCAAUCGGAAAAAAACCCUAAUUCGCAGAGAGAAAAAAUGGGAGGAAAGUGUCCACACAGGAGCGUGAAGAAGCGUAGAUACUCUCACAAGCAAUUUCGCCGUACAAAAUUCCUUGUUAAAGGAGACGAUGCUGUUUACGAUGAUCUGUUAAAGCCGGAGGAGCAACGGAAAGAGUUGCCCGUCGACGAAGAUCUUCCCGGAAUGGGUCAAUACUACUGUAUGCACUGCGAUCGAUAUUUUGCAAAUGUUACUGUGAGGGAUGAGCAUUUCAAGACGAAGAAGCACAGGAAGCGUGUGAAAAUAAUGAUGGGCCCUAAACCGCACACCCAACUUGAUGCCGACUUAGCUGCUGGAAUGGGCAUGCCAGAUAAUGGUCCAAAGCUAAUGUCAAUGAGUUAGAGCUUCCCUCGUCCUGUUUAUAACUCAUUUGGCACUGAUAGAAGAACCGUCUCUCUCUCUGUCUCUGUCUCUGUCUCCCAGUAUAGUAAGUUUAGAAGAUACUUAGCGGAGCGCAUUAGCUUGGUGUUUCUUGUUUGGCCAAGAUUCACUGAGAUGAUGCUAGCUAGUGACUGCCUAUGUUUUGUUUCUGUUGUAUCAAACCACAGAUUUCUUAAAGAAUCGUCGUCUUUGAAUUAAUAUGCCAAUUUAUUCAAUUUGGAUUCGAUAGCUAAA
Molecule: messenger RNA, 720 nt
Organism: Solanum stenotomum
Lineage: Eukaryota; Viridiplantae; Streptophyta; Magnoliopsida; Solanales; Solanaceae
Exons: 3
Coding region: 85-447 (120 amino acids)
Molecular function (GO): zinc ion binding; nucleic acid binding
Source: RefSeq, a predicted model, not a curated record